Messenger RNA from Porites evermanni, 2209 nucleotides. The record is from the annotation of a GenBank genome assembly. Lineage: Eukaryota; Metazoa; Cnidaria; Anthozoa; Scleractinia; Poritidae.
AUGUCGAGCUUAAAGGAAACCCGAGAUUUACUUUUAGUUUCCUGUGUCAAAGGAAUCAUAAACGCAAAUGAAUUUGCUAUUCUUUACGACGUAAAUAUGUCAAAAAAUCCACUAUUUCCGUACGACAACUAUGAACAAUUCUCACUGGACAAUUUCAGCGAAGAAGAAUGCAUAGCUGAAUUUCGUGUUGAGAAAAAUGAUUUGCCCGUUUUGGCAGAUGCCCUUGGAAUUCCACCUGUUUUUCGUUGCUCACAGAGGUCCGUGUUUGAAGGAAUGGAAGGCUUGUGUAUGCUGCUUAAACGCCUUGCAUAUCCCUGUCGUUACAGUGACAUGAUACCUCGAUUUGGCAGACCUGUCCCAGAAAUUAGCAUGAUGACCAAUGUUGUUCUAGACUGGAUUUACAACGAACAUGGCCACCACCUUACUGAUUUUAACCAGCCCUUCCUCUCCCGUGCCUCUCUGCGAACAUAUGCAGAUGCAAUCCAUCAAAAGGGUGCGGCGUUGAAUAACUGCUGGGGUUUCGUUGAUGGCACUGUCCGCCCUAUUUGCCGUCCACUCCAAAAUCAGCGAAUCGUCUACAAUGGCCACAAAAGGGUACAUGCCUUGAAGUUCCAAUCUAUUGUAACACCUAAUGGUCUUAUCGCCAACUUGUAUGGCCCAGUAGGUGAGUAGAACUAUAAUUAUAUUUAACCAUGAGUAAUAACCAAAGGUAGUAUUAUUUUCACUCUAUUAUUUUUUCCAACAUUCACCGUAUUUUUACGUAAAUUUUGUGCUCCUGUUAUCUGUGAAACGAUAAUUGCAAUGUUAAAUUUACAUAUAAUACUGCAGCAAAAACGGUGAUAUGGGAGAGGGUUAUCUUGAUACGGUUUGGAAAUGUUCGAGAGGAGAAGGGCGGGUCUUGAAAGAAAAAGGGAGGAGCUUAAUAAUUGUGCUAUUAUUGUCAUAUAAUUAUAAUCUUCAUUUUUGUCUUUCAAGAGGGCAGGAAGCAUGACAAAACUCCACAACAGCACUUAACUCGUUAAACUUACACGGCCUCCGCCAACUUCACUUAACUUGAUAAACUUACACGGCCUCCGCCAACUUGAAAAAACACUGCUUUCGUCACACUUGACUAAACACGACCAACGUCAAACUCUCUUCGCUUGUGAAAACUAGUUAAAACUUAACUCGAACUGCCUACUUAUAUACUUUUACAAUAAAGUUCUAGAACAUUCCAAAUAGUCUAAUUAUAGAAACGCUUACACAAGAUCCUAAAAUAGACAAACUACGAACUCUCGCGAAGCUUCUAGAAUGUCAAGUUUAAAAGUCACGCAAUACAAUUUUCGUAACACUUGCCGAUUCCGGAGUGUACAACGAGUUGGCUACGAACUCUUUCGACCCGGCUGGUCACCCUUUGUGCCUAUACGGAGACCCGGCAUACCCACUGAGAGUCCAUCUCCAAGCUCCCUUCAAAAAUGCGGUUCUUGCCCAGCAAAUGACAGAUUUUAAUAAUUCAAUGAGUGCCGUUCGUUCUUCAGUAGCGUGGCUUUUCAGCGACGUUAUCAACGAUUUUAAGUUUCUUGAUUUUAAGAAAAACUUAAAGAUAGGUUUGAGCUCAGUGGGAAAAAUGUAUGUGGUUUCUGCUUUGCUCAGGAAUGCCAUAAUAUGCUUGUAUGGAAACACUACAUCCAGUUUUUUUUUUAUCUCGACCCUCCAAAUAUUUAUGAUUAUUUCUCUUAAAUUAUCAUUUACUAACAAACUGUCUCAAUUAGGAACAUUCGUAAUGUUAUAGCAUCUUGUGAAAUAAACAAUUAAACAUUUUUAACUGGUGAGAUUCCGUCAAUUUACUAUAAGUACAACCUGCAAUGCAAACACAAUAUGACUGCAAGAGAAUGAAGGAAGAAGUUCCAGAUAUUUUGGGGACUUAAUUUCUUAAAAUCAUGUAACAACACAACAAAGUUCUCUAGAUUGCUUACUACAGGUUGUAAGCAAAAUAGCAAUGCACUCUAUUUUUGCUCUGACAUUUUCUGAAAUAAGGUGGCCAUAAGCUGCGCCUGCUGCUUCUGGGAUUCCAUAAACAUAGUUUGCAUCUGUUGUAGUUGUUGCUGCAUCUGCUGUUGUUGUAGUUGUUGUUGUUGGUUCUGUUGCUGUAGUUGUUGCUGGAACAUGGAAAUCAUCUGCUGUUGUUUCUUCUGUUGCUCAGUUAAAAGCGACUGCUCACUUUUCUUAG